Molecule: messenger RNA, 720 nt
Organism: Sordaria macrospora k-hell
Lineage: Eukaryota; Fungi; Ascomycota; Sordariomycetes; Sordariales; Sordariaceae
Product: mitochondrial 37S ribosomal protein mS23
Cellular component (GO): mitochondrial small ribosomal subunit
Molecular function (GO): structural constituent of ribosome
Source: RefSeq, a predicted model, not a curated record
AUGGGCAAGGGGCGCAUCUUCCAGGCCGCAAAGGUCUACCAGAGGGCUGCCGAUGCUGCGGCCACCAACGUGGUCGCUGGCCUGCCACCACGGAACCCACCACUGUGGCUCAAGGCCCUCGAGUCCAUCCCCCCCGCCGAGAUCAACACCAGGCCGUAUCCCAUCCAGCACUCUGCGCCGAACUCGCGAGUGCGCAAGCCAAAGAACCUGUGGAGGCCCACCAAGAUCGUCUACCCCGAAGAUGAGUUGCGCCGCGACUUCUACCGCGACCACCCUUGGGAGUUGGCCAGGCCUAGGAUGAUUAUCGAGUUGGACGGCAAGGACGCCAGGCAUCUUAACUGGGCCAAGGGCCUCAGGCAACGCGGCAUGCCUUUGUCCGGCGAGAGUGUCGUUCAGCGUCAGCUCUGGCUCAUGGAGAACCAGGGCAUGACGAAGCAGGAAGCCUACGACAAGGCGCGCCACGAGUUCUACAAGUUGAGGCAGCUGGAGCAGAUGGAGCGCAGGAUAGCCGUCGAGGAGGCCCGCAUGGUUGGUGGCUACUUCGGCAAGGACCUUCUGCACGUCGGCAUGGAGCUCGAAGACCAGGCCUACGAGAACUGGAAGAAGUGGGCUACGGCCGAGAUCGCCCGCCAGGAAUCUGCCAGGAGUUCCGCGUACGCCAACGUCGUCGACAACUCUGCGCUCGAGGGAGCCGAGGAGGACGAGCUGAUCGCGCAGUAA